UUGAACGGUCCUACCUGUGUAAAGUACGGUUUGCGAUGGAUUCGUCCAUCCCAUAGGGAUAAACGUUGCGAUUGAGACGCUAGUAUGAUGCAACUCAACAUAUAAAUGACAACACUUAUCCCACUCCAAGGACGGGUGCCCCGAUAAGCUAUCAUCGAGAUCGAGGUGCCCUUCUCGUUGAAACAUUCCUACCAGUGAAAAGUACGGUUUGCGAUGGAUUCGUCUAUCCCAUAAAGAUAAAUAGUGCGAUUGAGACAACAGUGUCACCCCUGUCUAUGGGAAAUGCUAUCAGAAAUGAGCUGUCAUUUGUCAAUGGAAGAGAAAUUUCACUGUCCCCCCUGGCUUACUGAUGUCACUGAGGACGGAGCCAACACCUGGAGUGAUAAAAUUACUGAAAUGCAAGCUACAUCUGGAAUUGAAAUGUAUGAGAAUUUACGCACUCAAAGACGCCAUUUUCCUUUUGUCGCCGAUAAUAUUUCUGAAGAAGUGAAAGAUGUUAUUACUAAAGAAAUUGCAAAUGAAUCUGAGGGCAGAACUACUGGAUCAAAAGCUGCAGCAGGAAUUGAAACAAAAAUUGAAAAUUACGAGAAUAUACGCACUCAAAGACGACAUUUUCCUUUUGUAGCAGAUAAUAUUUCUGAAGAAGUGAAAGAUGUUGUUACUAAAGAAAUUCCAAAUGAAGCUGAGGGCAGAACUAUUGGAUCAAAAGCUGCGGCAGGAAUUGAAACAAAAAUUGAAAAUUAUGAGAAUAUACGCACUCAAAGACGACAUUUUCCUUUUGUAGCAGAUAAUAUUUCUGAAGAGGUGAAAGAUGUUAUUACUAAAGAAAUUGCAAAUGAACCUGAAGGCAGAACUAUUAGAUCAAAAGCUGCUGCAGGAAUUGAAACAAAAAUUGAAAAUUAUGAGAGUAUACGCACUCAAAGACGACAUUUUCCUUUUGUAGCAGAUAAUAUUUCUGAAGAAGUGAAAGAUGUUAUUACUAAAGAAAUUGCAAAUGAACCUGAGGGCAGAACUAAUGGAUCAAAAGCAGCAGCUGGAAUUGAAACGAAAAUUGAAAAUUACGUAAAUAUACGUACUCAACGACAGUACUUUCCUUUUACAACAGAUAAUGUUUCUGAAGAAGUUAAAGAUACUAAUGGUGAAAUCGAGGUAGAUGGUGAAAAAACUAUUGAAUCAGAAGCUACAGCUGGAGUUGAAACAAUAAUUGAAAACUUUGAGAAUAUUCGUACACAACGACGACAUUUUCCUGGUUCAACAGGAAGUAAUAUUUUCGUGAAUCGUUAAAAAAUGACAAUUUUUUGCAGAAUCACUGGUGCAUUCUGGUUUCAGCUAUAAAUCAAGGAUUCAGAGGAGUAUUAGUACAGACCAGAAGAAAAUCAGCAAAUAAUAAAAUUGCACUGAAUAAAAGAGAACAUCUUCAAGCCUAAAUGAAUGGAAGAAGAGAUGAAAAUGAAAUAAAGUCUUCAUAAAUUGACAAUGACCAAAUUAAUGCCUCUGAUAGAGGGCUGGUAUGUAAAAAAAGCAAGUAUUCUAUAAUAAUCAAAUAGAAAAAUCUAUAGAAUAUUGAAGUUAUCAGUUAUUAAUCGAUAAAAUAAAUGACAUUUUUGAUUCAUUUAUUUUAAAUAUUAUGUUAGCCUUAAUAAGUACUUUGAUUUUUCCAUAUAUAUUUAGAUAAUGAUCAUUGGAAAUUAAUAAAAAAAUUAUUAAUGGCUUUUCAUAGAGCACAUUAAAGCCCAUGCUGUUAUUUUUGUUUUUAUUCACUUCAAACAGCAAUGGCAACGAUCAACAAUGCGGCUUUUUUGCUUGUUGACACUGCCCUCAAGGCUUUUUUUUUUUUUUUCAAAGUGCUUUUAUAAUUUUAUCAAUGCUGAAUUUUAAAAUUCCUGUUCAUUGCCAAAUAUGAAUAUUUGCUUAAUGUAGUAGAAUCGACACAUAUCACAAGAAAAUAUAAAUUAAAAGAAUAGCAUGAAUAGAAAUGGAAUUAGUAAUACUUCUAUUUUUAUACUUCUCCCAAAAAGAUUUUGUAUAAGUUCUACAAUAUGGAUAAAAGAGUAUGCAGUUCCUUUUUAUUUAAUAAUAAACCAUUUUCAAUUAUUCACAUUUUAUACAAAGAUAAAUAAAAUGGAAAAUCAUAUUUGUGAGAUCGAGUUAUACUUCACUUUUUAUUUACAGAAUUUCAGAACAGAAAUUACAACAUUUUGACAAGGUGCUAUAUAAUAGUUGACUAAUACUUC
Messenger RNA from Argiope bruennichi, 2234 nucleotides. RefSeq lists its product as uncharacterized. The transcript has 3 exons. The record is from RefSeq and is a predicted model, not a curated record. Bases 283 to 1284 code for a protein of 333 amino acids. Lineage: Eukaryota; Metazoa; Arthropoda; Arachnida; Araneae; Araneidae.